CUAAAUAUAGUCAUGUGUGAUCUUGUUUGAUUUGUCUUAACAUAUAGAUUAUUAAUAUAUAAUUUCUAUAAUUUUUUAAUAUACAAAUUACAAGAUAAAAUGGAUUAAAGAAGUACAUUGGAUGGUGUGCCAAAAGCAAACGCCAGAAAGAGGAAAAGCCCCGAGCAAUGCAUCUAAAAAGGGAAAAUCCCCGAGAAGACAAAAAUGAAUCCUAAAAAGACAUCAAAAACACACAGUCCUCAAAUCAUUUUGGAGAAAAAUGGUGCCAGAGAUGAGAAAUGGAAGAAUGAAACAUUGAACAAAAUAAAAUCUUUGGAGAAAAUGGUGAAGAGUAUAGCAGCUAACAUGGCAGAGAACAAUAUAAAAGUGUUAAGUGAGAUACAAGAGUUCAGAAAGGAAAACCAGAAACAAUGGGGAUUGGUUGAGGAAUGCCUGAAAAAUGCUGGCAUUUUGGGGAAAACACAAAGUAAGGAAUCCAGGAAGAAAGACACUCAGUUUCCAAGUUUUGAUUUAGGCAUUGAUCUACAUUGUACACCACAGCCUGCUCAUAAAAAGAAAGAUCAAAAUAAGACUGGAGACUGUGUAAAGGAGAAGGGAGAAGACAUGGACAUUGAUUGGAUGAAUGGGAUGUUGACUGAGGCAAACACUGAUCACAAUUGCCAGAAAGGCAUUGACAAUAAAGUCAUUGACCAGCAGGUGAUGGAAGAUGGUUUGGAGGAAGGCCAGAAAAUGGAGAGUGUCAUUGACAAUGUGGAAACAGCAUCGCAAGCUGCUCGGGCAGCAGAGGAUUUGGAUCCAGCCAUUUGGGACAUUAGUCCUUACUCUGAACAACCAAAGGUCGCAGAGGGUAUCAUCAGUUAUUUGUUUCCCACUGAACAACCACAUCUCCUAAAUGAUGUUCCUACUGAACAACCACAAGUCCUCACUGAUAUUCCCACUAAACCACCACAAAAAAUCAAUGAUAUUCCCAAUGAACCACCACAAAUGCCCAAUGAUGAUCCCAGUGAUGGUAUAGAUGCUGAACCACAGCUCAAUGUUGGUCAACUUGAGGACAUUCGGGAUGAACAAGCAGAAGGCCCAGAUGCUGAAGAACAACACACUAAGGAUAUUGCCAUUGACCAACCAGAAGACACUACAAGGCAGAAGAGGGUUAUGAAAUGCCCAGAUAAGUUUACUCAUUCUGAAAAAAAAUUAAACACAAGAAAGGCAAAGAGCAGACAAGGACCACAGACAUCUAAACAGAAAGCCACAGAUGGUGGUGAUGACAAUUCGCAACCCAACAAUGUGGAGGCCGAAGCUGGCAUGGCAGAAAGUCAUCCCGAAGGGCUGAAAUUAGCAUUAACUGCUGAGAAUGUGGAGUUGUUUUUAGCACAAGCCUUGAAAUACCCGGUCAUGAAAGCACAAGAAUAUGGAUUGACCCAGCUAUUUGCAGUAACAGACAGCCUAUUUGUCAGUCUAUUGAAGAAAGAAUAUGACAACUACUUGGGAAAAAGGAAAACAAUUGCUGAAGCAGCAUUGAACACUUCAAUACUGAAACCAAUCGUAGGGGCUGUGCCAGAAUUGGGAGGACGCUGGGCAGAAUGCGAUUACAUUUACAUGCCAAUCAACACUGGAAACCAUUGGAUACUGGCUGUGCUUGACAUAUCAAAGAAAUGCAUCAGGCUGUAUGAUUCUAACAACAAGGGGAAGACCAGUCGCCACACAAAACCAUACCUUCCAUGUCUACAGAUCUUACUGCCAAAGGUGAUGGACAAACUGGAAGUGUACAAGGAGCGGAAAAUGCCUGAGAUGGGAGAUGAUGUGCUAGGCAUUGUGAACGUAAAUAAUUGCCCACAACAACAGGACGCAUAAGUUCGUAGAUGUUAUAAAUGUCCUUUCUAGGUACCUAAUAACAUGUAAUAUACUUAAAGCACCAUAAUGUCCAAUGUACGUAAUAAUAUGCAGGGUGAGCU
This is a messenger RNA of Cuscuta campestris, 1952 nucleotides long. NCBI's taxonomy places the organism in Eukaryota, Viridiplantae, Streptophyta, Magnoliopsida, Solanales, Convolvulaceae. The record is from the annotation of a GenBank genome assembly.